AUGCUUAUGUCUGGAAACAGAGAGAAUGACGAGAAGAAGACCUCCCAUUUAAAGGACCUGCAGUCACUUGGCCCCUUGAAGAUCUUUCGUGUCGACUUGAACGAAGAAGGAAGCUUCGAUGAGGCCAUCACCGGCUGCGUCUUCGUCUUCCUCGUCGCUGCACCGGUGGUCGUCGACUCAGAAAAUCUUGAGGAGGACAUUACUGAAACCAACGUCCGAGGCACUUUGAACGUGAUGGGGUCCUGCGUGAGAGCGAGGGCGACGGUGAAGCGCGUGGUCCUGACAUCGUCGGUCGCCGCCGUGCUCCACGACGGCAGGACGACGAUGCAAGGCGGCGACGAUGGGCAUGUGGUGGUGGACGAGUCGUCAUGGUCCGACCUCGACUACCUCGCUACCCUGCCCAACCACCCAUCUGCAAAUUGGGCUAAGGCGUACGGGGCAGGGAAGGUGCGGUCGGAGAAGGAGGCAAGCAGGGUGGCGCGGGAGAACGGCAUCAGCCUCGUCACCGUGCUCCCCGUCAUCGUCGUCGGCGCCGCGCCGGCGACCAGGGGGUUCAACUCCAGCUCCCUCGUCCUCAGCUUGCUCGCCGGCCAUGAGGCGACGACGGAGAUGCUGAAGGCCACCCAGGAUCUCGCCGGCGGCACGACGCCGCUGGUCCACCUCCGCGACGUCUGCCGCGCGCAGGUGUUCCUCGCCGAGAAGGGCGAGGCGGCGGCGGCGGCGGGAGGGAGAUACCUCUGCUGCGGCGCCAACACCACCGUGGCGCGGCUCGCCGGCUUCCUCGCCGGGAAGUUCCCGCAGUACAAUGUGAAAACCGAUGGGUUUGGCGACGUUGCCGAGGAGCCAAGGAUGUUGAUCUCGUCGGAGAAGCUGGUCGGGGAAGGGUUCGAGUACGAGGGCAAGAACCUGGACGACAUGUUCGACGAUGCUGUCGAGUACGGCAAGGCGUUGGGGAUGCUGCCAUAAGCCGUAGUGAUGAUACAGUAGCAGACUGAUGUGUGGGCCCGGACCCACAUGUGAGUUACUGCUACUGCAUCAGCAGUGAAUCUGCAUCCGUUCGUAACAUGUGGGUAGAAUGUAGUAUAUGCCCUUGCUAUACAUAUCCAUCCGAAUAAUCAUGAACAUUAUCGAAAUAAUUUGAUAGCAUGGAUUGUGACGUCAUACUACAAUAUUUCAUAUAUGCAUGUAUAAAUUCGAUGCCAAAUGAAGAGAAAAAUGAAUCCACAUGUGCAUGGUCUUGACUAUUUUACUGCCUAAGUUGAUUUAUUUUUCUAGAUGUUUUGACCGAGUUUGAUCAUCCAAAUUUGUGUAGUGAAAUACAACAGCAUAAUCUAUGUUUUCAAUUUUGUUUUAUUUUUUUAACAAAUCAAAUGACUUGCGCAAAACGGGUACUUUUCCCUGAGUAAAAUGACUUCUUCCGCAGCUUCGUUCAAUUUUUUGGGUUUGGUUUCGACUUUCUUCAACGUUAGUUGUAUUUUGUCCAUGACACGGAAAAGAAUUCCCACCUUAGAAUCCUAUGAAGUAGUCUAUCCACCCAUGAGAAUCAUGGAAUACCCCCAAAAGAGCACUCAAUUGGGUUCGAAUUUUUCCAAGCCCUAUGAAACAGAGGUAA
Oryza sativa Japonica Group (Japanese rice) is the source of this 1612-nucleotide messenger RNA. The record is from RefSeq and is a predicted model, not a curated record. Lineage: Eukaryota; Viridiplantae; Streptophyta; Magnoliopsida; Poales; Poaceae.